Messenger RNA from Vespula pensylvanica (western yellowjacket), 1622 nucleotides. RefSeq names its product zinc finger protein 177 (gene Prdm13). The coding region runs from base 1 to 1263 and encodes 420 amino acids. The transcript has 4 exons. NCBI's taxonomy places the organism in Eukaryota, Metazoa, Arthropoda, Insecta, Hymenoptera, Vespidae. The record is from RefSeq and is a predicted model, not a curated record. Gene Ontology annotation, cellular component: nucleus.
AUGUAUCCUCCAAUGGUGUCAAACGACUCAAUAAUGAGUUUGGAGAAAUUCGGAGCAUCGAGCUCACUACAAAAUCGUCUGCCAAUUGUCAGGGCAGUUACUUUUUUAAGGAAAGAUGCUACAAGCGAGAUCAUCGAGUUAAAUAAGUUUCCUGAAAAAGGCGCAUCAAUAGCAAAAUAUGUUGAAAUUGCCGAAUCGGAAGGACGACUAUACAGCUUAGAUAGACACAUUAGCGCUUCUUCUUGGCUUAAAAUAGUAACUCUUGCGACCGAUUGCCACACCAAUAAUAUAUUACUGAUACCUAGCGGAAAAGGAGUAGUAAUGAAAACGAUAAGAGAUAUUGCUCCAGGUGAACUACUAUUCUUAUGGUUUUCAGAAAAUCUCUUACUUAUAUUAAACAUUCCAUUUUUAAAUCCACGUAACAUUCAAGGACAAGACCGAUAUAUUUGCCACAUAUGCCAUACCGUUUUCGAAUAUCCAAAUCCUUUAAAAUUACACGUGUCUUUAGAUUGUGACCGAUUAGAUCUUAAUCAUUUAUGGAAUCUUUUAUCAAGAAAAAUUACUUCCUUAUCAAAUUUAUGCUCUCCAACACCAUUCCGAUUUCAACUAACCGCUUCCAGAAAUAUGAUUUCGCCAAUCCUCAUAGAACCUCCAAAUUCUCAUAGAUCCUUAAAUCCAUCACCUACAUCAUCUAAUCAGUUCUCGCCUUCAUCUUCGAAUCAACCUUCUCCUGGACAAAUUUCACCACACUUGCUAAGCUCGAUAUAUUCUAUCAGGCACAAUUUAUUAAAUCGACAAUCGGCAUUUAAACCAUAUUCAUAUAUAAAUGGACCUGGUGUUUUAUCUGGUCUUUGUCCAUCAACCGCGAAUGACGACAGACAACCCGUACUGGAAAGACAACCGACGACUACUCAUGCCGCAGAGAUAGAAACUAUUGCCAGUAACCUUGGCAAAUCUAAAGAAGGUCAUCUUUGUAUAUAUUGUGGAAAGGUAUAUUCCAGAAAAUAUGGGUUAAAAAUUCAUAUCAGAACUCAUACCGGAUAUAAGCCAUUGCUCUGCAAAUACUGUCAUCGACCAUUCGGAGAUCCAAGUAAUUUGAACAAACAUAUGAGGCUGCAUGCUGAUGCUGAAUCACCAUACAAAUGUGAAAUUUGCGGUAAAAUUUUAGUAAGAAGAAGAGAUUUAGAAAGGCACAUAAAAUCGAAACAUCAAAAUAAUAUUGAUACAAUUUCUGAAACUUCAGACGACGAAUUGGAUGUUUAAAAGAAACCCUCGAUCGGUAAGCUUUCCGUGAAUUCGUGAUAUUUUCUGCGAUUAUAGAUUGUUUAUUUAUUAUUUUUUAGUAAUUUUUUAAAUUACUUAAAAUGUUUCUCCUAAGAAACAUUCAAAUGAAAUUAAAAAAUAUGAAAAACUGCCAUGACAGUUUUAAACUUUGAUAUUAUGCGCCUGAUACGCGCAAUAUUUUAUACAAGAAAGCAACAUAUGUUUUUUUUCAUAUGUCAUAUAUUUUUUAAAAGACUUUUUAUAUAACGUAUAGUACAUAUGUAUAGUAUAAGAUAACUAGAUUAAUAAGUUACAUUUAAUGAUAUCAAAAGGACAUUUUUAUUAAAUAAGUGUAUAAU